This is a messenger RNA of Lolium perenne, 3386 nucleotides long. The record is from RefSeq and is a predicted model, not a curated record. Lineage: Eukaryota; Viridiplantae; Streptophyta; Magnoliopsida; Poales; Poaceae.
UGCCGCCUCGCCAGCCAUGCCCGAGGGCACCAAAAGGGCCGUUCCCAGGGCCGGACGAGCUCCUCGAUGCCGCCGGCAAAGGCUCCACCGAGGUGGGGUAGGAGCUGCCAGAAACUUACUCGAUGCGGCGAGCGGCGGCGCUGCCACCACUAAAACGCGGUUGCCGGAAGACCUAACUCUCCUUCUCUCACCCGCCACCGAAGCAGCAAAUCGAGAUGGAAGGAAACAGCUAGCGGCUUGGCCUUGGCCGGCGGCGGAGGGAGCGAGGGAAACGAGCGAAUAUUUCUUCUACAUGGAGCUCAGACAGGGCCAUGGGCUGGCCUGAGCGCCCUGUGCAGGUCCGGCCCCACUCCAAGGGAAUCUUCCGUGCAAUACGUAUGUCUAGAAAAGCUGCUAUACUCUCAGUACAAUAAUGCUAAACAUACGGAUGGUUACGGAUGACUUACAGGCUGACGAGGCAUGAAUCCUACGUGGAGGCUGAACGGAAAAAAGGCAGGAUGUGCCGCUAAUUUUGCAGCCAAAAUCUCAAACUGCUCCGUAUGUUUUGAUCUUCUUUGAGAUCGGAAACUGCAGCUCCGUCGUGAUCGGCCGGACGCCCGUAGCUCCGUCGUGAUCGGCCGGACGCCCGUACGGAGAGCUCCGUCUUCCUCAACAUCAACCUGCAGGUAGACCUCGCCGUCGUGCCGCCGGCCGAGCUGCUCCCGGGACACCGGACUUGCAACAAAGGGAAACUGCAACGUAGACCUUGUCGUCGUGCCGCCGGCGGAGCUGCUCGUUUUUGACAGACAUCCACCCAAGUACCCGGACUCACGGACGGCCAAGCUGCUCGAGUUGAUCAAGAAGGUUUGCCAUCAUCCAGAUCGAUCCAAACUGAAAAUCUGCAGGUUUGAUGUCCAUAUGAAUAGGUCAACAGUGCGUCAUGUAAUAUCAAUCAUGGGCUGAAUUUUACUUUAUGAUUUGUAGGAAUGGAUGAUCAAACUUGUAGUGUUCAAAAUUCAAGUGACAUGUCUAUUUCAAGUGAUGACGAUGGCAUUGAGCAUCAGAAGAAAAGCAGCGUGGAACUUGAAGAGGACCAGAGUGCAACUCAAGCAGAUGUGUUACUCGCAGAUCCGGAAUUGGGGAUGACAUUUGAUACUGAGAAUGAUGUGCGAGAGUACUACAAAAAUUACGCUAAAGCAAAAGGGUUUGGUGUGACGAGAAGAAGCUCAAACAGAGAUGCAAAUGGAGAGCUGAAGUACCUCACAAUUUGUUGCUCUCGUCAUGGUAAGACUGAGUCCAACUCAAGAAAUAUAUUGAAGCCAAAGCCAACAGCUGGGUUAGGAUGUAAAGCUAAAAUUAAUAUUGUUCGUGGUCCGGAAGGAAAUUUUCAUAUUUCGAUGGUCAUUUUGGAUCAUAAUCAUACACUAAGUCCACAUAAAUCUCGGUUAUUUAGAUGCAACAAAAGGCUGGACUACAAUGUUAAGCGUAGGCUUGAGUUGAAUGACCGGGCUGGAAUACGAGUAAACAAGAAUUUCAAUUCUCUUGUUGUGGCAGCGGAUGGUCAUGAGAAUUUGACAUUUGGUGAGAAAGAAUGUCGCAAUUAUCUAGACAAAACUAGAAGAUUGAAACUUGGAAGUGGUGAUGCCGAGGCUGUUCGUAACUAUUUUAUGAAAAUGCAAUCAGACAAUCCAAAUUUUUUUAGUGUCAUGGAUGUUGAUGAUGAAUCCCGACUUAGGAAUGUCUUUUGGGCUGAUGCAAGAAGUAGAGCAGUAUAUGAUUCCUUUGAUGACGUCAUAACUUUCGACACCACAUACUUGGUCAACAAAUAUGAUAUGCCUUUUGCUUGUUUUGUUGGAGUGAACCAUCAUGGACAAUCUGUGUUGCUAGGAUGUGCUUUAUUAUCAAAUGAAGAUACCCCAACAUUUGUUUGGUUAUUUGAAGCAUGGCUGGCAUGUAUGUCAAAUCGUCAACCAAAAGCUAUUGUGACCGAUCAAGCAAAAGCUAUCCAGAAUGCCGUGGAAAUAGUUUUUCCAGAUGCUCGAUACAGGUGGUGCUUGUGGCAUAUAAUGAAGAAGCUACCUGAGAAGUUAGGAGGAUAUGAUGAAUAUGAGUAUAUCAAGACUGCAAUUGGCAAAGUAGUUUAUGAUUCGUUAACAAUUAAAGAUUUUGAAGAUUCUUGGAUGCGUAUGCUUGAGAGGUAUAAUAUUGCUGAUAAUGAAUGGCUUAAAGGGCUCUAUGAAAAUCGGCACCGUUGGGUUCCAGCAUUUGUGAAAGAUACCUUUUGGGCGGGUAUGUCCACUACACAACGUAGUGAGAGUAUGCAUGCAUUCUUUGAUGGGUAUGUUAAUGCCAAGACAACAUUGAAGCAUUUUACCAUCCAAUAUGAGAAUGCUCUUCGUGACAAAGUUGAGAAAGAGAUACUUGCUGAUUUUAAUUCUUUCCAUUCAACCAUACCUUGUGUCACACACUUUGACAUCGAGCAGCAGUUUCAAUCAGUCUAUACAAACUCGAAGUUCAAAGAGUUUCAACAAGAGCUAACAAACAUUAUGUACUGUGACCGUAAUUUCAUACAAAAAGAAGGGGCAGUGGAAACAUACAAAAUAAUUGAGGAUGUGCUAAUUGACAAAGAAGAAGGAUGGAGAAAAGAUUAUGUGUACCAUGUAUAUUUCAAUGCGGAAGAGUUUGAAGUUAAGUGUUCAUGUCGCCAUUUUGAGUUCAGAGGUAUUAUUUGUACGCAUGUGUUAUGUGUGCUGACUCACAAGAAAAUCAAGCAAGUUCCUUCACAGUACAUCCUUGAUCGGUGGAGAAAAAAUGUGAAAAGAAAGCACAAUUUCAUCCGGUGCACAUAUGGAGGCAUGGAAGACACUCCUGUUGCAAAACGUUUUGAUAAGUUGUGCAAUUUUUUCUUCCCACUUGCAGAGACAGGCUCCAUGUCAGAGGAGUCAUGCAAUGAUUUGAUUGAACAACUUCGCAAUCUGAAAAUUAAACCAUCUGGUAACUCAAGUUCUGAAAAUAGCAUCGAACAUCUUGGUAUACAUGAAGGUGGUGCACCAUCUAUUGGGGAAACAAGUAAAACUAUACUGAGUCCAAUAGCUGUUAGAUGUGCUGGGCGUCCUCCUUUAUUGAGAAAAGAAUCUAAGGUUGAUAAGCUUAUUCGUGAAGCAAGAGAAAAGAAGAAAAAGGCCGAACAAAGGGAUAAAAAAAAAGCUGCACAAAGGGAGAAGAAGAAAUCUGACCAAGAACGUUCAGCCGCCGAGGACGAGGAGGUCGCCCCCCAGCAGCAGAAGAGGGCGAGCUCGCCGCGCCGCUUCGGAAUGCGGAUGAGGUCGUCGCCGCGCUGCUUGUGUAGAGGCGAGCUCGCCACGCCGCCAAUGACGACCCAGAGUUCGCCGAUUCGCUUCCGAUGA